Messenger RNA from Cannabis sativa, 966 nucleotides. Its product is annotated as peptidyl-prolyl cis-trans isomerase CYP19-4. The transcript has 7 exons. The coding region runs from base 206 to 820 and encodes 204 amino acids. Gene Ontology annotation, biological process: protein peptidyl-prolyl isomerization; protein folding. Gene Ontology annotation, cellular component: intracellular membrane-bounded organelle. Lineage: Eukaryota; Viridiplantae; Streptophyta; Magnoliopsida; Rosales; Cannabaceae. Gene Ontology annotation, molecular function: peptidyl-prolyl cis-trans isomerase activity. The record is from RefSeq and is a predicted model, not a curated record.
ACCAAGUCCAAUAUGUGGGAAAGCCAGCUGCCAACGAAAUUGGAAGAAGUCCACAUGUCUCAUGUCUAUUGGUAAUGACACGAAUAAACCGUAAGACUAGAGAGAGUUGUUAUAAAGAAAAUUCAGGUUACUCACACUAAAACCACUCGGGUUCAGCUGCUGCGAUUCCAAAACAAGAGAAUUUUGCCGGAGAAGAAGAUCAAAUAUGGCUAAGAUGGCGUCGUUUCUUCUGUGUACUAUGUUUCUAUUUGGCACCAUGGCCCUAAUCCAGGCCCAGAAAAAGACCGUAGAUCUGAAAGAAAUCACACACAAGGUCUACUUUGAUGUUGAGAUUAAUGGAAAGCCAGCUGGUCGUGUUGUCAUGGGGCUCUUCGGAAAGGCGGUUCCUAAGACUGCAGAAAAUUUCCGAGCUCUGUGCACAGGAGAGAAAGGCAUUGGCAAGAGUGGAAAGCCACUACAUUACAAAGGUAGCUCAUUUCACAGAAUUAUUCCAAGCUUCAUGAUUCAGGGAGGUGAUUUCACACUUGGUGAUGGAAGAGGUGGUGAAUCGAUUUACGGUGACAAGUUUGCCGAUGAGAAUUUCAAGCUAAAGCACACUGGCCCAGGAUUUUUGUCAAUGGCAAAUGCUGGUCCUGACACCAACGGUUCACAAUUCUUCAUUACAACUGUGACAACUAGCUGGUUGGAUGGAAGACAUGUUGUGUUUGGAAAGGUGAUAUCUGGGAUGGAUGUUGUUUACAAGGUUGAAGCUGAAGGAACACAGAGUGGAACCCCUAAGACAAAAGUUGUGAUUGCAGACAGUGGUGAACUUCCUCUUUAAAUUACUCUACCCUAUAUCAGAAUAUUUUGUUUGUUUUCCUUGUCAACUAGACUGGUUUAGUUAUAUGUUAUGUUCAAUUAGAAUUUCAUGUUCAACUCUCUUACCUAACAUGGUAAUAAGAUGAAGUUUUAAUAGUUGGCUCUAAA